This is a messenger RNA of Exophiala xenobiotica, 2537 nucleotides long. RefSeq lists its product as uncharacterized. Lineage: Eukaryota; Fungi; Ascomycota; Eurotiomycetes; Chaetothyriales; Herpotrichiellaceae. Gene Ontology annotation, biological process: endocytosis; signal transduction; peptidyl-serine phosphorylation. The transcript is spliced from 6 exons. Bases 464 to 1864 code for a protein of 466 amino acids. The record is from RefSeq and is a predicted model, not a curated record. Gene Ontology annotation, cellular component: nucleus; cytoplasm. Gene Ontology annotation, molecular function: protein serine/threonine kinase activity; ATP binding.
AUCGUAUCCUUCUCGCCCAGGCUUCCUUCGCUGAGUCGAGUCUUCUUUUAGUGUUCAGCCUGGUUUUAUACCUCGCACGACCAUUUAUCUCUCAGUGCGUCGCAUCCUGGUCACUGUGUGCGUUAUCGUUUGGUGCAAAGGCGGACCCUCACGAGUCCGUGCUGGACAGUCUCCAGUCUCCAGUCUCCAGGCGAAGUUGCGGUUGCAGUUGUCCUUGGCAGGAGCUCCGACCCAAACUUUCCCGACAACAACUGACCGUUCUUGUCGACGUUCGCCCCGAAUUUCUUAUCUUCACUGCGGAUGACUGCUGUUCUUGCUUGAGGCCGCAAUCAAUUCACCGCCGUUGCGGAGGUGAAACGCCUCGAAUCAAGCCCCAACUCCUCCUUCCUUACGAGAUCCCUCUUUCGACGGUUAUUCUUUCGCCCUUCUGCAUAACCUAUUCCCCUAUUUGGGCGACGGAAACAUGGCUUCCUCGUCGUCCAAUGUUGUCGGAGUGCACUAUCGCGUAGGGAAAAAGAUAGGAGAGGGAUCAUUCGGUGUUAUUUUCGAGGGCACCAAUCUGCUCAACAAUCAACAAGUAGCUAUCAAAUUUGAACCGAGAAAAAGUGAUGCUCCACAGCUACGAGAUGAAUACCGAACCUACAAAAUUUUGGUCGGCUGUCCCGGAAUUCCCAACGUUUAUUAUUUUGGACAAGAGGGUCUGCACAACAUCCUGGUGAUUGACCUGCUUGGCCCUAGUCUGGAGGACCUCUUCGACCAUUGCAACAGACGAUUCUCGAUCAAGACGGUUGUUAUGGUUGCGAAGCAGAUGCUUUCCAGAGUUCAGACAAUACACGAGAAGAACCUCAUCUAUCGUGAUAUCAAGCCUGACAACUUUCUGAUCGGCAGGCCCGGUACGAAAGCAGCAAAUGUUAUUCAUGUUGUCGAUUUCGGGAUGGCCAAACAAUAUCGAGACCCCAAAACCAAACAGCACAUUCCUUAUCGCGAACGCAAAUCUCUGUCAGGUACGGCACGUUAUAUGAGUAUCAACACCCAUUUGGGACGAGAACAGUCGCGUCGUGAUGAUUUGGAGGCCCUUGGACAUGUUUUCAUGUACUUCUUGAGAGGUGGACUCCCGUGGCAAGGACUGAAGGCAGCAACCAACAAGCAGAAGUAUGAAAAGAUUGGAGAGAAAAAACAAACCACCGCCAUCAAAGAUCUUUGCGAAGGCUUUCCCGAGGAAUUCAACAAAUAUCUCAGUUACGUGCGCAAUCUCGGAUUCGAGGACACCCCAGAUUAUGACUUUUUACGAGAUCUGUUCACCCAAGCGCUGAAGAACACGGGUGAAGUGGAAGACGGCGAGUACGACUGGAUGAAAUUGAAUGGCGGACGUGGAUGGGAAGCCAUGAAAGCACAUCCUUCUGCUGCCCAUCUGCAUAACGUUAAUGCUCCAGCUGAUGCAUCAGCACGCGCCUUGCACGGCGCUUCUGCUAUGCGCCAGGACGGUGGACAACGGCCGUCGCGUGAUCGAGCAGCAAUCUCGGCCGAUCGUUUAAACGCAGCGCAGCCCCCGCCCCCAGGGUCGCCGGCAAAACCAGGAGUGGCAGCCAUGGGGAAGAGCGCUCGAGAUCGCACAAGCGGCGCCGCCGGGGGCAAUCUACCAAAGAGGAGUAGUGGUUUAGCUGGCCAGCUUGAUAUGAACACGCCUCCCGCAAGCACUCAGGCACAAUUCCAGAAUAGCAAUGCCAACCUGGUGGGUUCGCAGCCGCGAACAAGUCCAGCGGCCGGUGCUCUGCAAAGCAGCCAGGGGCGACCAAAUCAGCAACAAGACCAACAACCGGGUUUCUUCCAGAAGAUGAUGAAAGUGCUGUGUUGCGGUAUGUAAAGCAAGACGACACUAGCGGCAAGCCCUGUACUAACGCCGUUUUCCAGGCUGAGUGUCUAUUGCAUUCACACAUCUGCAAGUUCGAUCGCGUCUCAUCCAGUCACUUUGAAGGAGCUGGAUAUACAGACGAAAUGCUUCGGCUUCCUGUCCCAACGAGCCGCUAUUACGACCUUUCUGCAUACAACCCACGCCAUAGCGCGAUUCUUCUGCCAACAGAUUAAUCUUCAUUAUUUGGUUUCAUUCGCUGUGGUCCGCCCAGCUAGGGACAAGCCGUCAAUAUUGAUGUCGAGGAUCACGAGCGUGGGAGCAGUUCAAUACCUUUGACGAAUCACGAUCACUUUCUUUACGAUGAACCGACACCGUUUGCGCUGUUUCCUUAUUGUGCAAGGGCAGCGGGAGGAUAUUAUACGGACAGAUUUGCAGCUGGGAGCACGGAGUUGCAAGUUGGGAUUGCGUAUGCACGAAAAGAAAAGGUUACAAAAAGGGCUGUAAGGCUCCUACUCAGGCACAGAAAUUCUGAAAAAAGGCACGAUUUAUUUCGUUUUGGUUUUUGGAGCCAAAAGAGUCCUUUUACUGCUGUGGUAUGUAAAAUAGAUCAAAGCACAGCAAAGGCCAGGGAGAGGUAGUUACAUGGAGGGAAGUGGUAAUGAGAAUCAAACAAUUCGAAAACGAA